Molecule: messenger RNA, 2136 nt
Organism: Phascolarctos cinereus (koala)
Lineage: Eukaryota; Metazoa; Chordata; Mammalia; Diprotodontia; Phascolarctidae
Source: RefSeq, a predicted model, not a curated record
UUUUUAGAACUGCUACAAAUAUUAUAUGAGUGAGAACAUAAACUGCAAUUCUGAAGGAAUUGGUGAGCAGUGCAGAUGGUGUGCAGAACGUGGAAACCUAAUUUGUUGUGACUCUUGCGAUAAUGCUUUUUGCAAAAAAUGCAUUUCCCGCAAUCUAGGGAAAAAAGAAAUCUCAAAAAUAAUGGAUGAAAACAAUCAGUGGCAGUGCUAUAUUUGCCACCCAGAACCUUUGUUAGAUUUGGUUGCAGUCUGUGACUGUGUAUUUGAGGAUAUAUCACUUUUGAGGCAACAGAAUAAAAAGAAGCUAAAGUCUGCAAGUGAAAAGAGUGGUAAGACAUGUAACCAUCCACCUAAAUUCUACUCCACCACAAAAGAAGAAGAAAAACCUCAGUUAGAUGAUUUUCACUCAGAUGCUGUAACACAUUCUUUUUCAUCAUUAAUGGUUUCAAAAGACUUGAUUACAAAGACUGAAACACUACUUGAGAACACUACAGUUAUGAAGUCUAGUUUUGUGACAUUUUCAGAACAAAUAGCCAGCAAUUCAGAAAUGAGCUCAAAUACUAUGUUAAAUCAAUUGAAAGGUGUUAGAUCUGUAAGGAAUGACAUAAGUAAGGCUCAUAAGGCAUUAGAAGAAUGCUUGAACAAGGAGAUAAGCAGCUUGGUUGUUAAAGAAAAGAAAGAAAAUAGCAAAGAAGGAAAACAUGAGAAUGCUAAAAAAGAUGCCAAAAUUAAAAAUGUAGAUAAAAAAUAUGAAGUGGAAGAUAUAUUUGCUACAAAAACAAAAAGGUUUCCAAAUGACAAAACUGAUGCAGAAAUUAUAGUUCCAACAGCAACAACUGGUGAGGUUAAGAAUACAAAUGAAUUUCAAUAUGAACCUGCAUGUACUUCUAAAUCUUUAGAUAUGGACAUUCUAUCCAUUCCUUCUUCAAGACCUGAAGAUAUUUUUGAGAAUCAAGAAAGUUCUAUCAAUAUCCAGAAUGAUGAAAAUACUGAAAUAUAUAAGGACACAGAAAAUUCCCUUUUAGAAACAAAUGAAUCUUCAGUUGGCAAAGGAAGAUCCAUGGUAAAGACAUUAACGAGGAAAUUAUAUGUUAAGUUUUCUCCUUUUUCCAUGUCAGAUGCCUCAUUGAAAGAUAUUAUUAGUCAAGAGAAAAGAGAAGAGGAAUAUCAACAGGAGAGCAGUAUUCCAGGAAAUACUGAAGUCAUCCCUGAUAAUGACACUGCACUAUUUAACGAGGAAACUGACCUUCAAAGAUCACCGCUUGUGAAAACAACAUCUUCAAUUGGACACAUAGAAAAGGAGCUUGUAACAUCUAAUUCAGAAGAAAGUGGUGAAAAACGUAAACCAAGAUCAUCAGGGCAGUGGGAAAAAGAAGGUAGACAAGUUUUUUUGCCUGAUGCUGAAGAAAAAUUCAAGUUAAUUAAUAAAGAAACCAGUUCAGAUGCAGAUGAAAAGUCAGCUUUGUGGAAGGAGGCUGCCAAGGAGGAUAAGAGUUCUUCAGAGUCUGAUACUGAUUUAAAAUACGACAGUAUUCAGAAGAAAAUUGUAUACAAGGCAAAGCAUCAUGAGCUUAAAGAUCAUAAAGGGAAACGAAAAAGAGAAGAUUCCACUUAUAAUUCAGAUAAUGAUAACAAAAAAGGUGAAGUGUCUGAAAAUCCCAAGAAACAGCAGGAAGAAAAUGAUAUUUUAUCUUCAUCUGACAUGUGGGAUAGUGGAGAUGAAACGAACACUACAUCUGUUCCUGUUUUAAUGGAAGAAGAUGAUGAUGAUCCUGAGAAUUGGAUUACCAAGAAGACUCUCUUAGAAGAAAUAAAAGCCAAUUUUUCCUCAGAUGAAAGUGAAGAAUCAGAUGAUACUAAAAACAUUACUGAAAAGAAAGAUGAAACAAAUACAAGAAGUGAGGGGAUUUGUGAAAAAAGCAAUUUGAAAUCUGAUUCAGACUCUGAGGAAAUUAAGAAGCUGAAAUACAGAUCCCCACUGGUUACAUACAAUCUAAAUAUAAGUGGUGGAGAAUCUGCAGAAGAAACAAAAGAAAGCAAACACAGAAAGAAGAGGAAAGUGAGCAUGGAUGAUUCGGGACUGAAAGUUACUGAAAACAUUACUGAACAUGAAGAUGGUGAACAGUCAAAGACAAG